Molecule: messenger RNA, 720 nt
Organism: Fusarium subglutinans
Lineage: Eukaryota; Fungi; Ascomycota; Sordariomycetes; Hypocreales; Nectriaceae
Exons: 2
Coding region: 1-720 (239 amino acids)
Source: RefSeq, a predicted model, not a curated record
AUGAAGUUCAGCCUUUUCUCCCUCGCUGCUCUGGCCGCCUCGGCCAUGGCUGCUCCUGCUGCUCAGGUUGCUGCUCGUCAGGUCCCAGCUGUCCCAGCUUCUCCUAACGGUGCUGUCACCCAGGUUGAGAGCAUUGCUACAUCUCAAACCGUCACCAAGACAGUUACCAAGAAGAUCACUGCCGUCAACGUUUCCAACACUGGCGGUGUUGUCAAGGUUCUCACCAUUGCUGUUGAGCAGGUCAAGAGCCAGACCACCACCAUCAAGGAGGUCAUCACCAAGGUCAAGUCCAACGCCAUCUCCAAGGCUGUCGCCGUCAAGGUCGUCACUGCCGAAGUCCACUCCCUCAACGAGCUCCUCACCGCCGUUGUCAACCAGCUCAAGGAUGUCGUCAGCAUCAAGAUCAACAUCCCUGACGUUCAGACUAUUCUCGGUCUCGUCAUCCAGCUUCUCAACGAGCUUGUCGGUGUCGCCAAGGAGGUCCUGAGCAUCCUUGGACUCGACAACGUUAUUGGCACCGCUUUUGAGCUCCUCUUCAAGACCGUUGCCACCCUCCUCGGCCUCGUUACCCAGCUCAUCGGCGACAUCGUUCCCGGCCUCGUCGACAUCCUCUCCAACAUCCUCGACACCCUUUCGGGCACUGCCCUCGGACCUAUCGUCCAGCCCGUCUCCAACAUCUUCGAUGGCCUCACUGGCUACCUCACCCAGGGCACUGCUUAA